AUGUCCUACAGCGCAUCACAGUUCGAGGACAUCACUGACGCGAUACACGGCAAAAAUGGCAAGAAGAUCCCCAAGGACCAGGAGGAGUUGUUGGCAAAGGAUGAAUCAUGGAUACACCGUUUGAAGAAGACAUCCCAUGGCCCGGCCAACGUGCCCGACCACGUGCUGCGGACAGUAUUGGCAGCUCAUGAAGCACGUGUCAAAAAGACGACCAGCCUGCGGUGCGACUGCAUCUUCUCCGGAGCGCGUCGCUUCUGA
Molecule: messenger RNA, 258 nt
Organism: Cordyceps fumosorosea ARSEF 2679
Lineage: Eukaryota; Fungi; Ascomycota; Sordariomycetes; Hypocreales; Cordycipitaceae
Exons: 2
Coding region: 1-258 (85 amino acids)
Source: RefSeq, a predicted model, not a curated record